AUGACGCAGCGCACCCCGAGCCAGGUCGACCACCCGACCCCGGUGACCGACUACUCGUUCCCGUCGCUCGACUCGUUCCCUACACUCCGCAACGACGCCCUCCUCCGCUCGGCCCAGGGCACCCAGCCCCUCGCGCUCGGCACCCCGCCCCCGAUCUGGAUCAUGCGCCAAGCCGGUCGCUACCUCCCAGAGUUCCAGCAGGUCCGCCGCGACCACUCGUUCUUCACCGUGUGCCGCACCCCGAAACUCGCGUGCGAGGUCACCCUCCAGCCCAUUCGCCGCUUCGACGGCCUCCUCGACGCGUCCAUCAUCUUCUCCGACAUCCUCGUCGUCCCGCAGGCCAUGGGCCUUGAGGUCCAGAUGCUCGGCGGCGUCGGCCCGCACUUUCCCUCGCCCCUCGUCGACCCGCAAGACGCCCAACGCCGCGUCCUCGACCGCGACGUCGACGUCUUUGCCGAGCUCAAGUACGUUUACGCCGCCAUCACCGAAACGCGCCACAAGCUCGACGGCAAGGUGCCCCUCAUCGGCUUCUGCGCCGGCCCGUGGACCUUGUUCGGCUACAUGGUCGAGGGCGGCGGCAGCCGCACGUGGGAAAAGGCCAAGGCGUGGGCGUACAAGAACCCCGACAGCGCGCACGCCGUCCUCGACAAGAUUGCCCGCGUCUCGGCCCAGUACCUCGCCCACCAGGUCCAGGCCGGCGCUCAGCUCCUUCAAGUGUUUGACACCAACGCCGACUGCCUCACGCCGCACGGCUUCGACACGUUCAUCCUCCCCUACCUGCGCCUCCUCCCGACCCUCGUCCGCGAGCACCUCGCCGCGCUCCCCUCCUCCCCCUCCUCGGUCCCCUGCCCGCCCAUGACCGUCUUUGCCAAAGGCGCCACCUCGCCCGCCCAGCUCUCGUCCCUCUCGCAGUCGGGCUACGAGACCGUCGGCCUCGACUGGACCGUCUCGCCCCGGUUCGCGCGCACCCACACGUCAUCGCGCGUGGCGCUCCAGGGCAACGUCGACCCGUCGGUCCUGCUCGGUGGGAGCCCGGCCAUCAAGGCCGAGGUGCGCCGCGUCACGUGGGGCCCGGACGGGUUCCUCACCUGUGCGGCCGAGGGCGUCAAAGGUGGGUGGAUCGUCAACUUGGGGCACGGGAUCACGCCCGGCGUCGACCCGGAGGACGCGAGGUACUUCCUCGAGAGGGUCAGGAGGGAGUGCGCCAAGAAGGGCGUCGAUGACGAGCCGGUGCGUCGCCCCCGAGUCGCCCUCUUUCUCUCUCUUGCGGGCGGCGAGGGGCGCGCUCGAGAGGCGUGCUGCUCGGCGCCCUCGUCGUCUUCGAUCGUCGCCGGCACCGAAGCAGAGAACUGA
Rhodotorula graminis WP1 is the source of this 1353-nucleotide messenger RNA. RefSeq lists its product as uncharacterized. Gene Ontology annotation, cellular component: cytosol. The transcript has 2 exons. Bases 1 to 1353 code for a protein of 450 amino acids. Lineage: Eukaryota; Fungi; Basidiomycota; Microbotryomycetes; Sporidiobolales; Sporidiobolaceae. Gene Ontology annotation, molecular function: uroporphyrinogen decarboxylase activity. Gene Ontology annotation, biological process: heme biosynthetic process. The record is from RefSeq and is a predicted model, not a curated record.